AGUUUGGCUUCGGCACUGCAGAGGGAGGGGGCGGCCCGGCCCGGCCCAACUCUGCCCCCGGCCGGCCCGACCCCGGCCCCGGCCCCCGGACAAACCCUUAUCUGAUUCCAGCUCCGGGUUUAAGAGUCUUGGCCCUGCCUGUCGCACAGCUCCGCUCGCCGCUCCUGCCCGCCCCGUCUGUUCAUCUGUCCCGCUGCCCCGCGAUUUAUCUGAGCAGCCACUCCACCUUCGAGCCAAGAUGACGUCGGUCGCUAAGGUCUAUUACAGUCAGACGACUCAGACAGAGAGCCGCCCCCUAGUGGCCCCAGGAAUACGCCGGAGGAGGGUCCUCACGAAAGACGGCCGGAGCAAUGUGAGAAUGGAGCACAUUGCUGACAAGCGGUUCCUCUACCUCAAGGAUCUAUGGACGACCUUCAUUGACAUGCAAUGGCGCUACAAGCUUCUGCUCUUCUCUGCAACUUUUGCAGGCACGUGGUUUCUCUUUGGUGUGGUGUGGUAUCUGGUAGCUGUGGCCCAUGGGGACCUGUUGGAGCUGGGACCUCCUGCCAACCACACGCCUUGUGUGGUGCAGGUGCACACGCUCACCGGAGCCUUCCUCUUCUCCCUGGAAUCCCAGACUACCAUCGGCUAUGGCUUCCGCUACAUCAGUGAGGAAUGCCCACUGGCUAUCGUGCUUCUUAUUGCGCAGCUGGUGCUCACCACCAUUCUGGAAAUCUUCAUCACAGGUACCUUCCUUGCAAAGAUUGCCCGGCCUAAGAAGAGGGCCGAGACGAUCCGCUUCAGCCAGCAUGCCGUUGUGGCUUCCCACAACGGGAAGCCUUGCCUUAUGAUCCGGGUUGCCAAUAUGCGUAAGAGUCUCCUCAUCGGAUGCCAGGUGACAGGCAAACUGCUUCAAACGCACCAGACAAAGGAGGGUGAGAAUAUUCGGCUCAACCAGGUCAACGUGACUUUCCAAGUAGACACAGCCUCUGACAGCCCCUUUCUCAUCCUACCCCUGACUUUCUACCAUGUGGUAGACGAGACCAGCCCCUUAAAAGAUCUCCCGCUCCGCAGUGGGGAGGGGGACUUUGAGCUGGUGCUGAUCCUGAGUGGGACGGUGGAGUCCACCAGUGCCACCUGCCAAGUUCGCACUUCCUACCUACCCGAGGAGAUCCUCUGGGGUUACGAGUUCACGCCUGCGAUCUCACUGUCAGCCAGUGGCAAAUACAUAGCUGACUUCAGCCUUUUCGACCAGGUUGUGAAAGUGGCAUCUCCCAGUGGUCUCCGCGAUAGCACCGUACGCUAUGGAGACCCCGAGAAGCUCAAGUUGGAGGAGUCAUUAAGAGAGCAAGCUGAAAAGGAAGGCAGUGCCCUUAGUGUGCGCAUCAGCAACGUCUGAUAUCCUGUUCUCUCCUCCCCAGACCUCUGGCCUUUUCCUCUUCCAGUGCUCUGGGAAAAGGAUACAAUCUGGGUUCGCUGGAGAGGCCCGGAAGCACCCACCCUCUACUUCCCCUUAGCCCAGUGGCCUGUGAGCAGUCGGGGCCUGCUGGAGCCCUUCCUUUUCCUCCCACUGUCCCCUUGUACCUUCCUCUACUACUACACCAAUGUACAUGACUCUUAAGCCAGUUUGGGGGAAGGAGAGGGAAGAUUAGGCUGACAUGGCUUGAAAGGCCGCAGCCAUGCUUGGAGAUUCACAUUCAGAGGACCAUGUGACUGGAUGGAUAGACUCCCCCCCCAAAUGCCCACCACUAGAAAAUUUGAUGGCUUGAGACUGGAGCUUCCUCCUUCUCUCUUCCAUCUAGUAAAGUUCCCUGAGGCAGAACUCUCACAGAGAGUCACUCUAUGGACUCUGCCCUCAGAAGUACUGGGAUCUGAAACCAGUUUUCCCUGGGCUCUCUAUCAAAUCCUGAAGAAAGAAGCCUGAGUUUGUCAUGGUGUUUUAAUUUCAGCUGGUAACUCUUGACAGAGCCUGGACUCUUGGUCACCCCCUAAUUUUCCCUCUCCAGUUCUCAAGUGGAUCUUCUCAGCAAAGCCGGUUCUCUCUCAGCUUCUGUUUCUGUAGAACUGGGGUUGACACGAGAAACACAAGCAGCCACCUUUCCUGCACCCAUCCAGGAUUCUGAGAAAUUCAAUUUUGGAAGUAUUGUCUAAGACUCUGGCCCUGUCCUUCGGGCUGCUCUGUCCUGGAAAGAUGUUUUAGUGUUUCCUGGGAAUAGGAAGACCUUAACCAAUGUUCUCUCUCUCUCUUUUUUUCAUUGGCUGUCCUUGAAUUUACUAUGUAGACUAGGCUGGCCUUGAACUCACAGAUACCUACCUGCCUCCGUCUCCCAUAUACUGGGAUUAAAGGCAUGAACCACUAUGCCAAGCCCCCAAUGUUCUCUUGAAUAAGUCCACUGCACAGACCCCACGAAAAUAUCUAAAGCCAUCCAGAUUACACUGUAACAGUUCCACUGCUUUCUUUUCUCCCACCCCAGACCUUCCCUUAACUCAACCUUUUGAAGUAAGAGAGGGAAACAUGGUCAUUUGCCUUUCUUAACAUCGAUCGAUUAAAACUAGUCACAGGGCACAGAUUCCCCAGGAAAGCUGAACCCACUUCUCAGAUUUCCAGAUUGCUGUACAGAGCCUCUGGGAAUUUGUGAUGUUUUGUUAUGGUUUGGGCUGAGGCAGAACUCUGGCUGACAGCCACUAUUUUGUUCCAUCUCCUGGUGCCCUUCUGAGAAGUGCCAGCUAUUUUAUGAGGCAAUGCUGAGAGGAGAGGAACUUACAUUCUGAUCUCUGCCAUUCUGACACUUGGCAUAAAAUGAUGAAAACCAGCCCCAUCUCAACCUCUUUUCUGCCUACGGGCCAGUUCCAGGCAAAUUACAAAGACAGCUUAAGAUCACACCCAAGCCAUUCCUAGUUCUCUGGUGAGGGUUGUGGCAGGGGUCAUUGGAGGGCAUUUGAAGCACCAGGUCCUGUCCUAGUGAGCUUUGGCUCCACUUGGGUACCCAGGAAACCUCACAAGGUAGUUUGGCAGGAAUGACGUAAGCUGUAAGGUGAACUUGACAGAUAACAAGUGACACAUCUAUACAGAAUGUAUGCCCGGAUCUCUGGGCAAAGCUUUGCAGAGAAACUCAGAAGAUCCCAAGACUAAAUGGAUCUCAACUGUGCACAGUCUUUUUACGUUGGUCUUCCCUUGAACUCAAUUAACUGUAGCCUGAAAACGAAGAGCCUUUGGUCUCUCCUUACUGUAAAGCUCACUGUUAUCCUCCAACUCUCAUCAACAACAAGAACCAGAAGAACCUGAAUGUCUGAAACAAAGAGCAGAAGGCAAGAGCCAGCUUAUGUGCUUUCAAAUACAUUCAACGCUGCACUUACCUGAUGUGUCCAGUGUGCAAGGACCAAGUGUACUGCUGUGUGUGUGUGUGCGUGUGUGUGUGUGUCUUCUUAUCCUGUGGCAAUUUAUCCUCUGUCCUGUUUCUUCUUCACAUUGCUGCUUCCCUCCUGAGGGGAUGACCCUCGUCCCAGAGCCUUGCCAAGGCCCAACUCUCCUCAGACUCUUGGAUAACAAUGUGAGAGCGCAUUUCCUGCCUUAACCCCUUUUGAACUUCCUCUACAAUCCCAGGCUUUGCUCUAAGUUGCACUUUAAAAUCAUUUAAAAUCAUUAACACGUGUCCUGUUAAUUCAGAAUUCAGAACGGCACCUUUCUCCAACAAGCCUUAUGCUCUGCGGAACAACUCCCACACACAACCCUACGUGGUUCUUUAGAUCCCAGCCCGACUCUCUGACCUGAAAUCCUUUCUCAGGAUGUAGGGCGAGCUUUACUAACAGCCACGGCAGAUGAGAAAUGGGUUCCCUGUCUGUACCAGCUAGAGACUUGGAAUGUCAGGAGAGUAACAGGUGCGCCGAUUCUAAGUGGGAUGGGAGAUUUCAGGUGAGCAAAACGACCAGUGGGGAAGAAUCUCCAGAGUGGGGAAAAAAGUGAACGACGAGGCUAAGGGGCCUCGGGAGAUGGAACCCAGAGGCUUACUUAUGACUGACACACAGGAGGUGGGUGGAAACUUGGGAGAUUGAGAUAGGAUAUAUAUGUUUAUCUAAGGAGAAAAACAGAGAUAAUAUAUACAGAGAUAUGUAUAUAGAUGUACGUAUACCCAAAUAUACGGACUGUACAGAAGGAAGUAUUCAGACUUUAACAAAGGGACAAAUAUUUUGUCUUGGUUUGGGGGGAGUAGGAUAGCUGGAUCUUCUGUGUUAUGGUCCGAAGAACAGUGACAGUAGCUGGUGGUUUUAAGUUUGCUUGAUGGAAAAGGGAGGGCUAGACCCUGCCCUUUUCAUAAGUAAAGGAGCAUCCGUUGAGGUUUGAUGAAUUGUGCUGGCAGGAGAAGAGAAAACCUCGGAGGAAAUGGGGCACAGGGAUGCUCCACCCAUGGAGGACUAGGAAAAUCUACCACUCAACCACUCACACUAUCCCUGGCAACAACCUGCCGCUGAACAAGUUCUAAAACAAGCAAGCAAGGGAGCAAGUAAGCGAACGAGCAAGCAAGCAAACAAAAGCAUCCUUUCAUUUUCCUCUCUUCUUCCACCAAGAUGGGAGCUGUAGGUCUAGGCCCCAUCAUUAAAAAUUGAGAAGCUGAAAUUUUAGUAUGGGGGGGGGCAAAUGAAGACACUAGAAUGCAAGCCCUAGGACUGAUGAGCUGUUGAGCUCAAGAUACUCUCAAGGCAGAGGCCCAAGCCUAUAUACAGAAAUCCUAAAGAGGGUACUUCAUCUGUCAUAGUCUCAGCCCUGGCGUGGAGGCAGGUGAAUGCCAUGGCUACAAGGCUCCUUGAUGGAAAUGCAGAAUUCUGCUUCCCUCUUCCCCAAAGGCUGACGCAGUUCUAUGCAAAGCUUCUGAAAUCCCUAAACUGGGCUUCACUUCAUUCUGGCUGCUCCCUACUGUUCCUCCCACUCUCUGAAACCCACACCAGCUAGCAUGACUAUGCAGGGAGUUCCCUGAGGUCAGCAGAAAAAGAAAAGCAGUCAUAAUGUGGCUAUUAGCCAGGGACAUUGCACAUUCUCCAAGGCUUGCUACCACAAACCUUUACCCAUGCUAGCUAACCUAAUUUCUUUGCAAAAUAACACAUUACCUAUGCUGUACAGUUAGCUGGGCUUGCAGGCCCAGUAUUGGCCAGUGCUACUGAAACAGAAGAAUCUAGGGAUGAUUUCUCUACACGCUGCAUUAAAGACUAAACCAGGUCAAAUGUAUUUAGAAAAAAAAGAUGUGUGAGGCAUUUUUGGUUUAUUUUUGUCUGUUCAGAACAAACUACUAAAUAAACCGGAUGCAUCUCUUGUU
Messenger RNA from Mus caroli (Ryukyu mouse), 5288 nucleotides. RefSeq names its product potassium inwardly rectifying channel subfamily J member 10 (gene Kcnj10). Lineage: Eukaryota; Metazoa; Chordata; Mammalia; Rodentia; Muridae. Gene Ontology annotation, cellular component: plasma membrane. Gene Ontology annotation, molecular function: inward rectifier potassium channel activity. Gene Ontology annotation, biological process: regulation of monoatomic ion transmembrane transport; potassium ion import across plasma membrane. The record is from RefSeq and is a predicted model, not a curated record.